GAUCCAUCCUACCAGAGGUCACAGAUCACACAAAACCUACAGAAACAGGAAAUCAAACUUCCUGAGUCCACUACAAAACACAGAGACCUAUUUCCUCUACACAUCUCAAAUUGGCAAAACCGUGUCUUAGCGGAUUCAGUGUGGAAGCAGCUGUUGAAAAGACUAGGAGGACUAUAUCUCCCAAUUUCACAUGAGCUUUCUCACUUCAAACUACUGAGAUGAAGGGAGCAGGGCUAUUUAUUCUGUUUUCUAGUUUAUGGAAUGGGGGCUUUGGGCUUAUCGACACCACGGAUACUUGGACUACCCCUGAGGGUGCAAGCUCCCAGGAGAACAUAGCCUCUGCUACAGUUUCUCAAAAUAAAAUGCUACCAACCCCUCAGAGCACAUCAGCUGAGAUAUCCACAAUUCCUGAGGCAAGAACCUCUGAAGAGAGUCUUCUAAAAUCCACACUGCCUCCUUCAGAGACAGGCACACCUCCUGAGGCUAUGAGAAGCCAAACUCUCACAUCCACAGGGAAGACAGAAGGGCUGCUGAAGUUACAGACUCUUGGCCUCCCAGUCAACCCUAGCCUCCAGUUGAAUCCAAGAGCAGACUCAGUGGUCCUUACCAACUCUACACUGAAAUUUCUUCAGACCUUUGUCAGAAAGUCGAACCAACAAGCGAUCGCUCCCAACUCCAUUGAGGGCAGCAUGGGGAAUCGAUCCCCACGGGAAACGUACCUCAGCAGAGGUGACAGCAGUGGAAGCCAGAAAACCAACUCUCAAAAAUCAAGUUUUGAAACAACAAGAGGAAAGAAUUGGUGUGCUUAUGUACAUACCAGAUUAUCUCCUACAGUGAUCCUAGACAACCAAGUCACUUAUAUUCCAAAUGGAAGAGGACCCUGUGGCUGGACCAGUGGAUCCUGUCCUCAGAGAUCUCAGAAGAUAUCUAAUCCUGUCUACAGGAUGCAACAUAAAAUUGUUACCUCAUUGGAAUGGAAGUGCUGUCCUGGAUUCAGUGGAGCAAAAUGUCAGCUAAAAGCCCAAGAAGAGCAGCACUUGAUACACAGCAACCAAGCUGAGAGUCACACUGCUGUUGGCAGAGAGACAGCUGAGAAACAGCAGCAGCAAGACUGUGGUGAUCCAGCAGUGACACAAAAGAUGACUGAGCGGAUGAACUACCAGGCAAUGAAACUGACCCUUCUCCAGAAGAAGAUUGACAAUAUUUCUUUGGCUGUGCGUGAUGUAAGGAACACAUACUCCUCCCUAGAAGGAAAAAUCAAUGAAGAUAAAGACAGAGAAUUUCAAUCUUUUCUAAAAGGUCUAAAAUCCAAAAGUAUCAAUGAUCUGGUAAAGAACAUAGUAAGAGAGCAAUUUAAAAUUUUUCAAAAUGACAUGCAAGAGACUGUAGCACAGCUCUUCAAGACUGUAUCGAGCUUAUCAGAGGACCUUGAAAACACCAGACAAAUAAUCCGACAAGUUAAUGAAUCUGUGGUUUCAAUAGCAGUCCAGCAAAAGUCUGUUUUAAUGCAGGAAAACAGGCCCACUUUGACUGAUAUACUAGACCUAAAAAAUCACAUUGUGAAUAUAAGGCAAGAAAUGACUUUUAAAUGUGAAAAGCCUAUUAAAGAACUAGAAGCAAAGCAAACUCAUUUAGAGGGUGCUUUAGAACAGGAACACUCAUGGAACAUUUUGUAUUAUGAAUCCCUCAACAAGACUCUUUCUAAAAUGAAGGAAGUGCAUGAGCAGCUUUUAUCAACUGAACAAGUAUCAGAUCAGAAGGGUGUUCCAACUGCUGAAUCAGUUAGCAGAAAUGUCACUGAGUACAUGUUUGCUCUACAUGAGAAUAUAAAGAAGCAGGGUUUGAUGAUGCUGCAAAUGUUUGAUGAUUUGCACGUCCAAGACACCAAGAUUAACAAUCUCACCAUUGCUUUGGAGAUGGAGAAAGAAUCUGUCAGGGGUGAAUGUGAAGACAUGUUAUCCAAGUGCAGAAAUGAUUUUAAAUUUCAAAUUAAGGACACAGAAGAGAAUUUACAAGUUUUAAACCAAACAUUGGCUGAAGUUCUCUUUCCAAUGGACAAUAAGAUGGAUAAAAUGAAUGAGCAGCUAAAUGAUUUGACUUAUGAUAUGGAGAUCCUUCAACCAUUGCUUGAGCAGGGAGCACCAUUUAGAGAGACAAUGGUACAUGAACAACCAAAAGAAGUCAUAGCUACAAGAAAAAAAGUGGAAAAUCUGACUAGUUCUGUCAACAGUCUAAAUAUUCUUAUCAAAGAACUUUCAAAAAGACACAAUUUACUUAGGAAUGAAGUUCAGAGUCGUAGUGAUGCCUUGGACAGACGUAUCAAUGAAUAUGCCUUAGAAAUGGAAGAUGGCCUAAAUAACACAAUGACUAUUAUAAAUAAUGCUGUUGAUUUCAUUCAAGAUAACUACAUGCUAAAAGAGACUUUAAGUACAAUACAGUAUAAUCCUGAAGUCCAUCAUCAAUGUACCCAAAAUAUGGAAACUAUUUUGACAUUUAUUCCUCAACUCCGAUAUUUGAAUGAUUCUAUUCAGAUGUUGGUCAAUGAUAAUCAGAGAUACAACUUUGUUUUGCAAGUUGCCAAGGUCCUUGCAGAUAUUCCCAAAGAUGAAAAACUAAGUCAGUCUAGCUUUCAGAAGAUUUAUCAAAUGUUCAAUGAAACCACUUCCCAAGUGAUAAAAUAUCAGCAAAAUAUGAGUUAUUUGGAGGAAAAAAUACUCUCAGUCACAAAGAUUUCCAAAAAUUUUGAAACUAAGUUGCAAGAUAUUGAGACAAAAAUAACUAAGACACUCAUACCUUAUUACAUUUCACUAAAAAAAGGUGGUGUGGCUACAAAUGAGAGAGACCAGGCUCUUCAAAUGCAGGUACUAACUUCCAGAUUUAAGGCACUGGAAGCAAAAUCCAUUCACCUCUCAGUUCACUUCACUUCACUUAACAAAACUCUGUAUGAAGUUUUAGUCAUGUGUCAUAAUGCCUCUACACGUAUCUCAGAACUGAAUACAACCAUACCUAAGCAGAUAAAAAGUUCUUUACCAGAUAUUCAGCUUCUUCAGAAAGGUCUCACAGAAUUUGUGGAAUCAAUAACUGAAAUAAAAACUCAAAUUGCCAUAUCUAAUUUAACUUGGUAUAUAAAUCAAACACUGUCUGAUAGUCUUGCAAAUGUUGUCAGGUCUCAGAAGCAAAUAAAACCAUUGCUGAAGAAACCCAAUUCACUUAAAAAACCAACAGUGAAUCUUACCACUGUCCUGAUAGGCCGGAACCAAAGAAAUACAGACAACAUUCCAGUUCCUGUAACAGAGGAGUAUUCAGACUGUAGUAGCUCCCCAUGCCAAAACGGGGGCACCUGUAUAAAUGGAAGAACUAGCUCUGUCUGUGCUUGCCGACAUCCUUUCACUGGCGACAACUGCACUAUCAAGCUGGUACAGGAAAAUGCUUUAGCUCCAGAUUUUUCCCAAGGAUCAUACAGAUAUGCACCGAUGGUAGCAUUUUUUGCAUCUCACACAUAUGGAAUGACGAUACCUGGUCCUAUCCUAUUUAAUAACUUGGAUGUCAAUUAUGGAGCUUCCUAUACUCCAAGAACUGGAAAAUUCAGAAUUCCUUAUCUCGGGGUGUAUGUGUUUAAGUAUACCAUUGAGUCAUUUAGUGCCCAUAUCUCUGGAUUUUUAGUGGUUGAUGGAAUAGACAAGCUUGCAUUUGAAUCAGAAAAUAUUAACAGUGAAAUACACUGUGACAGGGUUUUAACCGGGGAUGCCUUAUUAGAAUUAAAUUAUGGGCAGGAAGUGUGGUUGCGACUUGUAAAAGGAACAAUUCCAGCCAAAUUUCCGCCUGCUACUACAUUUAGUGGUUACUUAUUAUACCGUACAUAAAUUAGUAUGAAAGACAGACUAUCACCUUUACUGAGAAGGAACCAGUGUUUUUACUUAUCUUUGCAUGCACAUCUGCUCUGUUUUUGGCUUUUCUACAUGAAAUGAAAAUUAACUUCUUUUUUAAUCUGAAUGGGUCCAUAAGUUUAUGUCAUAAAAUUAUUUGAAUAUCUUGUGGAUAACCUGUAUAUAAAGAAGUUCUUGCUCCUAAAGAGAUUUAGUGGCAGAGACAAUGAAGUGCAUUUAAUAACAUAACGACUUUUAUUCUCUUGUGUUAAGUCACUUUAUUGUAAUGUAAUAUGACUAAAUGGCAAUCAUUCAAUUGUGUUGGUCACAGUAGUCUUUCCAAUAAAAUGUUUACCUUUUGUUUAUAGUUCCUAAAUUCACAAUUCAAAUAAAUUACUCAAAGACCAA
Messenger RNA from Nyctereutes procyonoides (raccoon dog), 4274 nucleotides. It is a transcript of the gene MMRN1, whose product is annotated as multimerin 1. The coding region runs from base 219 to 3863 and encodes 1214 amino acids. NCBI's taxonomy places the organism in Eukaryota, Metazoa, Chordata, Mammalia, Carnivora, Canidae. The record is from RefSeq and is a predicted model, not a curated record. Gene Ontology annotation, molecular function: extracellular matrix constituent conferring elasticity; protein binding. The transcript has 8 exons.